GAUGACAUCAGAGUAGGGAGGGAGGGCCUUCCACGUGAGGUAGAUGCCGGAGACCGGCUCGGUAUAAAUACCUGCAGUCCAGUGCCUGGGGAAGAAGCAGCUGCCUCUCAGACAGACUCCACAACUAAGGAUAUACCAGCACAGUGCCAGCAGCCUCCUGACCUCCUCAACCGUUUCUCUGGAGCGUAAACCUUCCCGGUUUAGCUUCCCAUGAUGGACCUGAAGGUAGUAACAAGCCUUCUCCUCGUCCUCCUCGCUUUGGCUGAGGCUGAACGGUACUACCAUAUGCCAAAGAAUACCAAGUCGGCCUACCCGGUGAAGAGCCGAGCCGUUGCAGGCCAGCCAGGUGCUCCAGGUGAGCCAGGACAGCCAGGACAAAUGGGGCCCUCUGGACCUCCUGGAGAGAGGGGUAUGGGACAUACUGGCCAACCAGGCUCUUCAGGUCCUCCCGGACCCCCUGGCUACUCUCAAGGUGGCAAACCCGGUCCCUCAGGUGGCCAUGGGAAACCAGGUAGCUCUGGCCUCCCUGGUCAGAAUGGCGAACGUGGCGCAACUGGACCAAUGGGUGCCAGAGGUGCACCUGGUUCGCAUGGAUCCCCUGGACCUGCUGGACUUUCCUCAAGUGGAAAACCUGGAGCGGCUGGCUUCCCUGGAGCAGGGGGGCCAAGAGGUCAGUCUGGUUUGAAGGGACAUCCUGGUGUUCCAGGUCUUCCUGGGUCCAAAGGAGAUCGAGGCUUUGGAGUUCCUGGGUCUCAAGGAUCAACAGGCGCAGUUGGAUCAAUGGGCCCAUCUGGAAUGCCCGGCAAACCUGGAGUUGGUAGAUCCGGUGCCACCGGCUAUCCCGGAGAACCAGGCAAGGGUGGUGUGUCAGGAAGAGAUGGCGCUCCUGGGCCAAUGGGUGCGCAAGGACCAAAGGGUUACACUGGGGCUCCAGGUAUCGGAGCAUCAGGAAAACCAGGCCAGAAUGGUAACCCAGGUAUGCCUGGAUCUAUGGGUCCUAAAGGCUCACAGGGAUCAGCUGGUCAGCCCGGCUCAACUGGCAGGUCAGGUGUUGGCAAAACAGGUGAACACGGAUUACCAGGUAGCAGAGGAUCCCCCGGUACUUCAGGAACCACUGGUCAGAAAGGAGAGCCAGGCCCAACUGGUUUUACUGGUCAGCCAGGUGCUCGUGGUUCUAAUGGCAAAGCUGGUUCACAGGGUGCAACAGGAUACCAUGGUGAGGGAGGCCGACAGGGACCUAAAGGCGACACUGGUUUGGUCGGUGCACCAGGUUCAAAGGGAACCAAGGGUGAACAGGGAGCUCAAGGUUUCACUGGAAAACCAGGUUCUCCAGGGGCAGCAGGUUCUUCAGGAAAUCCAGGGCAUAGUGGUCCUCAGGGUCAAAAGGGCACACAGGGCCAUGAUGGUCCCUCAGGAAUCCCUGGUGCAAAUGGUACCCCAGGACCAAAAGGACACACAGGCCUCACAGGAGGACCAGGAAAAGGUGGUGAGAAUGGAAGGCCAGGAUCUUUGGGCCAAGUUGGGCCCCCCGGUCCAUCAGGUCCCUCUGGAAUUAAGGGCCAUCCAGGUUUUCCAGGCACACCUGGCCCAGCUGGCAUGACAGCUAAGGGAAUUUCUGGUCCUAUGGGCCCAAUUGGAAAUCCUGGUGCCAGAGGUCAAGAUGGUCGUACAGGACCUGCCGGUCCCCCUGGUCCUCCUGGCCAACCAGGAGAGCUUAUCUACCAGCAUGAGAAGAGCAUGCCAAUCAAGUCCCAAGAGGUUGUAAUGUCUCAUGAGAUGGUGAAAGCUCCCAUGUCUGCCUUCAGUGCAGUGCUGACCAGGGCCUACCCCUCAGCUGCAACUCCUAUUCAGUUCAACCAGGUCCUUUACAACGGAGAGCACCAUUACGAUGAUCACACUGGUGUGUUCACCUGCCAGAUCCCAGGCCUCUACUAUUUUAGCUAUCAUGUGCAUGUCAAUGGUGCCAAUGCAUUGGUGGCCCUCUACAAAAACGAGGAGCCAGUUAUGUUCACCUACGACGAGUACAACAAAGGCUUCCUGGAUCAGAUGUCAGGCAGUACUGUUCUUAUGUUGGACGGCGGUGACAGAGUCUACGUCCAGGUCCCCGAUGAGGACAGUAAUGGCAUCUUUGCAGCAGAUAAUGUUCACUGCGUAUUCUCUGGCUUCUUGAUUGCCUCUACGUGAUUUCACAAAUCCAAAUAAACCUCAAAACCUUACAAAACAUUGAACUAAUAAAUUCCAAAAUUAGAUCGUAGAUUGAAACAAUAUAUGAUUGCAAUUUUAAUAUGGACUUAACUUAAUUUUAACUGGCUCAUUUCAAAUAUUUACAAUAAAUAAUGUGCCAAAAAAAUUAUUGAUUUACAGAAGUAUUAAUGAGUAAAAUUUUGAAAUAUAUGGUUUUAAUUGAUCCCUUUUCCCACUUCACUUUGUGCCUUCCUUUGUAAUUCAAAGAAACAUAAAACAGUAUUGGAUGAUAUCUUAAGUGGUGCUUUUCAACUGCCUGUAACAUUUACAGCACAUCUUUUAUUUGCGUUUGUUUUUAUUAAUGUCUGUUUUUUAAGAAUUGUCAUGUAAUAUACAUACAAAAAACACGAAAUGUGCAUAGUACACUCUCACAAGCACUGUGAUCAGCGAAACAACACAGAUUUAGAAAUUCAAACUGCAUUUUUUUUUACAAAUAACUAUGUCCCAUUGUAUGUGUUAAGUUAUGUACCACUUACUGACCAAAAUACAGAAUAAAACUAGUUUGAAAAAGAAAAAAUA
Molecule: messenger RNA, 2763 nt
Organism: Pseudoliparis swirei
Lineage: Eukaryota; Metazoa; Chordata; Actinopteri; Perciformes; Liparidae
Gene: col10a1b
Product: collagen, type X, alpha 1b
Exons: 3
Coding region: 211-2184 (657 amino acids)
Molecular function (GO): protein binding
Source: RefSeq, a predicted model, not a curated record